Messenger RNA from Diabrotica balteata, 1752 nucleotides. The record is from the annotation of a GenBank genome assembly. Lineage: Eukaryota; Metazoa; Arthropoda; Insecta; Coleoptera; Chrysomelidae.
AUGUACUCAGUUCCCCCACAGAUCCACCCGUUCAAUUUCGGCGACGAAGCUAUAAACUCUGGGGAUUUAGUAACCGCCACGUGUGCAGUAUCAAAGGGAGAUUUUCCGCUGAAAAUAAGGUGGACGUUGAACGGAAAAACCGUUAAUAAGUUCGAAGGAGUCGUGGCUGCAAAUACUAAUAAGAAAGUGAGCCAAUUGACGAUAGAGUCUGCUACAGCUCACCAUUCCGGAGAGUAUGUUUGUAUUGCUGAGAAUAACGCUGGGAUUGUCAAGCACUCUGCCUAUUUGAACGUUAACGUACCCCCUCAAAUACUUCCAUUCAAUUUUGGAGAAGACUCAGUUAAUUCAGGCGACGUGGCAUCCUUACAGUGUACAGUCUUCAAAGGAGAUUUUCCCCUAAACAUCACUUGGUUACAUAAUAACAGGAGUAUCGGCAUCGACGACAAAAUUUUGAUUUCGCAAAACGGAAAGAAAGUUAGCAGUCUUACUAUAGAGUCAGUAAGUGAAGAGCACAUAGGAAAAUACUCGUGCUUGGUUCAAAAUUCCGCAGGAUCUUCAGUUUUUUCAGUUGAUUUGAAUGUGAAUGUGUCUCCCCAAAUUCUCCCUUUUAACUUUGGGGAAGAAUCUGUAAAUUCGGGCGAUGUAGCUUCCCUUACUUGCACGGUCUAUAAAGGAGACUUCCCUCUAAAUAUUACCUGGCUGCACAAAAACAAAACUAUUGGCUACAAUAGUGGCAUACUCAUUUUACAAAAUGGAAAAAAAGUCAGUAGUCUUACUAUUGAGUCUGUAAGUGAGGAUCAUGCUGGAGUCUAUACUUGCCUAGCACAAAAUACAGCGGGAUCUGCCAGUUUUUCUGUGGAACUAAACGUUAAUGUUCCUCCAAUCAUAACUCCAUUUGAUUUUGGAGAAGAAACGGUUAAUUCCGGGGACUACACAUCUACCCAAUGUUCAGUACAUAAAGGAGACUUGCCUCUUACCAUAACUUGGUACCAUAACAACAGAAGUCUCACGGAAAAUGACGGAAUUCAGAUCACUAAGGUCGGCAAAAAAGCUAGCUCUAUCACCAUAGAAUCUGUAAAAGAACAACACUCAGGAACGUACACCUGUGUUGCCAAAAACAAAGCUGGGGUUUCAGAAUUUUCCACUAUCCUUAGUAUCAAUGCUAUCCCUCAAAUUUUACCUUUUAACUUUGGCGAGGAGUCCGUCAACUCGGGAGACGUGGCGUCAUUGCAAUGUACAGUCUUCAAAGGAGAUCUGCCGAUUAAUAUCACUUGGUUUCAUAACAGCAAAAGAAUCGAGUACGGUGACGGGAUCGUCAUUUCCCAAGUCAGUAAGAAAGUUAGUUCUCUAACGAUAGACGAUGUACGUGAAGCACAUUCCGGAAAUUAUACAUGUGUGGCUCAAAAUAGAGCCGGAUCGAGUACAGAAUCGACGGAAUUGCAUAUUAAUGUCCUUCCUCAAAUUCUUCACUUUGAUUUUGGAGACUCAUCUGUUAAUUCGGGCGAUUCAGCAUCCACUACUUGUAACGUACAUAAAGGAGAUUUGCCCGUUAACAUUACAUGGUCUCACGAUAAUAAAACCGUCAAUCUUCAAGACGGAAUACUGGUUACAAAGUUGGGGAAGAAAAUGAGUACCAUUAGUAUAGAUAUGGUGCAAGCACGUCACCGCGGCGUUUAUGUUUGUUCGGCAGAAAAUUCUGCCGGGAGGUCGUCGUAUUCUGCUGAAUUACAUGUAAACGGUAGCGAGAUAUGA